AAUGCCGACAAACAGCAUCUCUACGCAUGACUUCUGACUUGUGCUCUGAGUCCCCAGGGCCGCAGAGCAGCCCAUGGAAAAGGCGAGUCUGGCAGGACCAGCUCAGGACGUGAAGCUUGGACAAGUGUUUUAACCCCUACGUGUCAGUGAGCAGGGACCUGCGGUGUGAGGCUGGCAAGUAGACAGUCGUGAUGGGUCCUCAGGAAAGGGGCCAACAUCUGCAGGCCCGACCGCCCAGAGCAGGACUGCCCAGGGACCACCGUGGGGCCCAGCCCUAGGCCGGGCACGAGCUGUCGGGGAAUGGUCAGGCCACAGAGAGGGACACUGAGGCCUGGGGGGGUUAGGUCCUUCCGCCCAGGCCACACGGCCAGGCUCCUGCCUCACUGCCCGUCUCCCACACACCAGGGGACCGAGGAGCCAGCUCGGCCUGAGAAGCACCCCCCCAGACGUGAGGUCCAGCCCCCACCAGACGGGGGGCCCCAGGAGGCCUCUUCCUGCCGUCCACGCACCUUAUAUGCUGAGGAAGAAGGGCAGGGCUGGCCUACACGAGUACAUCGCUGUCUGAGCUCAUCCUGUGGAUGGGAGGGAGGGCCCCUCCCACUUCCAAGAAACUGGCCGGGAGCCUGGGUCCAGCCAGUUGGGCCCCGGGGACACAGGAGGAUUUAGCGCCUGGGAGGAGCCCCAGGCGACGGUGAGCAGCUAAGACGUGCCCAGUCAGCAGGUAAGAAGCCUUGGGGCCCCUGCACCCAGCCCACCUGCUGGCUCUGGGCUCCCCUGAGGACUUUCAGGCCUGGGAGCUGGGGUGAGGAUGGGGAAGCAGACAGCGGACGCGUCAUUUACAAGCCGGGACCCUGUGCCCUCAUUUGUAUGUACCGGGCAGGUGUGCCCAUUCUGAGAGCCAACAGGACAGCCAUCCAGGUAGCCCCUCCACUCCUCCUCACCGCCUGCCGGGCCCAGAGCCCCCCUCCCAGCGCUGGCCCUCACCCUCCACCCGGCUCAGCCCCUGGGGUCCCUCAGGGAGACCGAGGCCCCGAGAGGGGCUCACCACAGUCCCCUUCCAUGACCCCAGAGUCCAGCCCUGCUCUCUGCGUGCCCUGACACCACCAAGCAUGACCGUUCCCUGCUCAUGGAGAUCCUGCGGAGGGUAAAGGCAAGAGACCCCAACCCACCCCGCUAAGCCCUGCUCCCGGGCGCAAGGAGAGCCACACAGAAGGGGCAGGCAAGGACUCCGGGCUGGGAGGCUGGGAGGGUCCCAGGGGGCUGCAGAAGUUUCCAGGGUCCUAAAGGAGGCAGACCUGGGUAACAGGGGAGGUGAGGAUGGUCCAGGCAGAGGCACAGCCCGGCCGGGGGGCACCUGGGGGAGACCCCGAGGUUGGGAGGCGGGCUGUUCCCCCCCACUGUGUCUCUGGGUGUCUCUGUGUCUCUCUUCGUGUCUCUUUCACACUCUGGGUGUGUGUCUGUCUCUCCCCGCAUGGCUCCCUGACUCCUCACCCUAGGCUGACAGCUGCUGAGAGGCUGAGAACAAAGGCCAGCGUGGACUCUGCGGGGAGGGGCAGAGGGAAGGGCACCUCUGAGACUCCGCCAUCGGGGUCUGCCUCCCCUGUUCCGAGAUGGAGUCUCUCCCCUGAGACUGGAAUAGGACUCGCCCCCUUGCUGCCCCUAAGGGGCUGGCAGCAGAUGCUUGCACGGGUUUCUCCUGAGGACCCGGGGCAUCACCACAUCCCCAAGGUUGCCAAGGCUUCAGAGCUGCAUGUGGCCAACCCGCCUGCAGCGGGAGGAGCCGGCUGAACUCCUGCCUGGUCCGGAGAGCCAGGGAGGCUGGGGGUGUCCUCAGCCUUCUCUCAUCCUCCCAGCCUCCCACCACCCCCACAGUACAGCUCCCGCCCCCGGCCCCGCUGCCCACCCUCCAUGGCCAGCACAGGACUGAGUGUGCUCAUGGCGACCGCUGGCCUGCGCCCGGCUGACCCUCUGGGGCUGGGGUGCAGCAGGAGCGUAGUCCAGCCUCUCCCCACGUGGAGUCCCUGAGUCGUGUCCACACGGGUGCCCCCUUUGCCUCGAAUCCUGUCCAGCCGAUGCCGACCUCUGCAGCGACGCUGGUACACAGCUGUUUGUGCGUUUAGUCUCACCAUCCAGCCAGGGGCAGGACCACCCACCGGGUUGGCAUCCUCGUCUCCCCGGAUCAGGCGUGUCUUAUGGAAUCCUCCUUUUACCAAGAGGUCGGGGGGCCUGCAGGGCUGGGCGCUGGCCUGAAAGGGGCCGUCUGGCGGCCUCGGGAUGCGCCUGUGUGCUGACAACUCGACGUCUGUCACUUCCCUCCAGGGUCCUGCCCGCCGGCCGCCCAGCCAGCCAGCCAGCAUGCUAGGGAUCUGGGGGACCUUCAGCAGCGUGGUUUUCUACCUCACCCUGGCCAUGGGCCUCGGGGGACUGCUGGGGAACGCGCUGGUGCUCUGGCACCUUGGCCUCCACAUCAAGAAGAGCCCCUUCGCCGUCUACGUGCUCCACCUGGCCGCCGCGGACUUCCUGUUCCUGGGCUGCCAGCUCGCCUUCUCGGCCGUGCAGGCGGCCCUGGGCUCUGAGCACAGCCUCUACUUUGCAGUCACCUUCGUGGCCUUCUCCAUGGGCCUCUGGCUGCUGGCGGCCUUCAGCGCCAAAUGCUGCCUCUCCGACCUCUUCCCCGCCUGCUACCAGGGCUGCCGCCCCAGACACACGUCAGGCGUCGUCUGCGGCCUCAGCUGGGCCCUGGCCCCGCCGGCUGUGCUGCUGACCGCCGAUGCCUGCGGCCUGCUGCGUGAGAGCGUGCGCCUGCUGGCCUGCCUGCACUACCACGCGGCCAACGUCGCUGGGCUGCUGGUCCUGGCCUGCGCGGCUUUCGCAGCUGGCCUGGUCCUCCUCGUCUGGGGGGCCUGCUGCUCCCAGCACCAGCGCCCGCGGUUCUACUACACUGUGCUGGGCUCCAGGCUCCUGCUGCUCGUCUGCGGCCUCCCCUACCUCCUCUGCUGGACACUGCGCCCGUACCUCCCAAGCUUCCUGCUGUCCACCUUCUUCCAGCCUCUGCGGGCGGUCCUCCAGCGCUCCCUGGGGGAGGGCGCCCAGCUGGGAGCCGGCGGGGUCUCCCUGCCCAUGGGCCACGUGUGGGGGCCGCCCUGGCUGCCCCCCACCCCCCAUCCCUUGCCAGACCCUCCAGGACUCCAUGUCAUUCCCCGGCUCACUCACUCUGGUGACCCAACGGCUGGGUGCCAGGUGAGAGCUGUGGUCUUGACUCCCCACCCCUGGCCUGCAGGGGACAAGGGCAGCCCAAGGACCAGGCCAGAGACAUAGCAAGGAGGCCGGGAGCCCCCAGGACUGGGGCGAGGAGGGGCACCCCAGCUCCCGCCUCCUUCCCACCCUGCCACCAGCUGAGGCAGGAGUGAAGAGGACAUGGCCCCCCAAGGCCUACAUGGGGAGCUGGGCAGAGGGGAGCCGGGACACUGGCUGAGUGAGGGGCUGUCCUCACUGAGGCCCAGCCCCCCAGGGGACCCCUCCCAGGACCUGCCCUGCAGUCUCCCCACUGGCCACCAGAUGGCGCGGCUUCCCCACCAAGUGCACACAAAGCCCGUGGGCAAAGCCUGGGUCACUGCAGAGCCAGGUGCCCCCUCAGCCCUCCCCUGCCCCUCCCAGCCCCGAGGGUCCUUGACACCGGCUGCCUGGAGGGUGCCCUUGCUCCCCACGCCCAUCUUCAGCUUCCCCUCCUCCAGGGGAUCCUCUGUUCACCCAUCACUCCUCGCCCAUCCCUGCCCACCUGCGCGGACCCUGCCCCUUCCCCUGCCAGCACCCCACCCCCAGGGCUUCCCUGGUGAAGAAGGGGAGGGAGGGAGGGAGACUGAUGGUGGACGGACUGGUAGAUGAGUGGAUGGACGGAUGGACGGAUGGUGAUGCGGAAGAGCGAAUGGGAGGGAGGAGGAAGACAGCUGACGCCAUUCCUUGCAGCUUCCGAAGUGGAGUUCCUUGUAUGUGUUUCUGAUGAUAUUUUAAAAUGAUACUUCAUGGUCAUUGUCAAGACUUUCAAGUCCUACAGAAAACAUUGAAAAGCUAAGUCUCCAAACCUUUCGGACUCAGAGGGAGGCAUGUGAGGCAUAGAACCCUCCAGCCGUGUUCAUUUUUGUGAUGAAGACCCAUAGAAAUUUCAAUUUUUACCAAAGAUGAAGACAUUCUAUACCUGCUACACGAAACCUGUUACAACAAUGCCUGUUACAACACCAGGAGAAUUGUUUUUUAAAAGUUGUCCCUUUUCCACUAGAAAAGGUAUGUGCUGCUCAUCCUUGGGACUUUGGAGAACGCUAAGGAAAGGAAAGAAGACUUACCUGGACCCCUUCCCGGCCCAGAGACACUUCUGCAGGUUGUCCAUCCUUCCUGGGGUGGACAGGACUGUGGCCACCCCAGGUCCUCCCACCUGGUCUCCCCAGACAGUGCCCUGAGGACUGGAUGAUUCCAGCCAAGGGAGGCCAUGGCUCUGACAGCCUAGCAGGCUCAGGAAGGAGGGUCAGCGACCUCAGCCUUGGCUUUGGGGGUAAGAUGGGGAGGGGCCGUCCAUUCUUGGGACCACUUCACGCUGGACCCAAGGAGGGGUGUGGCCUCCUUCCUAGAGUCCCUGGAAAUGCGAUGAGGGUGGGGCGGCCUCAGAGACGUGCUAGCAUCUGCCUCCACCUCUCCCAGCCCCAGGAAAUCGCUGCGGGGCCCCCUGAGGGGCCGUCCAUCUGCGUGCCACCGGCAGAGACAGAUAGGCAGCCGGGCAGCUGGCAUUGUCUGGGGUGUGUGAUGAGCAGCCCCCUCUGGACAGAUGGGCAGGGCCGGACCUCUGUCCCGGAGCCCGCUCCUGGGGAACGGACGCCAGCCUGGGCCCUGUAGAGCCAGUGUGUCCCCAGUCCCGGAGACGUGACGCCACCGAGAGGGGCCUGCAAAGGCAGGACUGGGCUCCUGUCCCUCUGGCGUCUCUCCAGCCAGGUGACCUCCGGCGAGUCUCCUGACUGCGGGAGCCUUGUCUGCAGAAGGAAAAGCAGAGUAGCAUCUCCGACCUGGACUCCGAGGAAGGAGGCAGGAGGCCAGGCUGGUGGAGGGCGGACCGUGACCUUCCUUCCUGACCUUCACGGUCAGCCGCGUUGCCUCUGCCAUUUCCAACUCCGUCUCUGGGCAGAGCUCCGUGUGUCCCCAGCCCUCCCUGACCUUAGCACAGAAACCGCGCUGACGGCUGGCACCCCGCCCAGCCCCCAGGCCUGUCCUCCUGUCUCUCUGUCCUGUGACACUGGGAGCUUCCUGGCAGCGGGCGCCCUGCUCUCAGCUCUCCUGGUACCUGCCCGCCCAGCUGAGCAUCCGGCGGGGCUCCUCCCCCCUCGUGCUGCGCUUCCUGUGCUCAUGUUUGAGCCUCAGUGUUCGCGUGUCUCAUCGGAAGGGGAGCUCCUGGGGGUCGGGGUUGGGGCCGUCUCCCUGGGCUGAGACCCGGACGGCUGGGAGGAGCGGCCUGACAGGCAUUCGUGGGGUGGGCGGACUGGUAGAUGGGUGAGCGGGUGAUGGCACAAACGUGGGAUUCAGUGAGUCAACGAUGUGGCUGAAAUGGAGCGCCACUCAGAGGGAUCAGCUCAGGCUGAUUCUGGGAACUUCUGGGUCAGCCGAGGCCUGACCACUGACCUGACACCUGAGCAGAAGAUGGGAGACGCAAGGGACCCAGGUGCUCAGAGCCGCCCCAGCCCAUCACCAGCUCGCCACCCCACUCUCCGCUUUCAGCCAGCAAACACCAGCGGAGGCAACUCAGGGCCAGAGGCGGGCGGGAGCUCGGGGGAGGGUCACGGCAAGGUGUGGCCGCUUCCGCAAGAGCUCAGCGUCUGGAGAAGUGAUGGACACGUCCGCUCCAUCCAAGGACGGCACGUGAAGAGGCUGAGAGAGGCCCCGUGUGUCCCAGCUUGACCUUGACAACCAUCAGCAUGUCCACCCCUUUCUAGUCGUGCAUGUCCCGCUGUGGAUGACAAACCAUCCAGCCUCCCUAGUGUUCCAGAUGCAAGGAAGAGGGUCACGUGCCCCCCCACUCAUAAAGCAGAGGGGGCUUCUAGGAGGAGGGGGUGCCAGCGCUGAUCCCUGGACUGCCUGUGUCAGGAAGGGACUACCACCCGUGGGGGACCAUCUGAGAGGCCCCCAAACACAAGCAGAGAAGAAGAGAAAGAAAGAAGGGGGCCCCAGAGGAGGCUGAAGGCGCUGGAUCCUGGGAUGGGACGGGCAUGCCCUAGACAUGAGACAGCGGUCCGCCGGGGACAGUGGGCGAGACCAGCCAUGCGACCCUCCUCCUGGGCCGGCCUUUCCUGUGGUUCCGCUCAGAGCAAGUGUAGAUACUGUGAAACAGGUCAAGUUUCAGCUGGUUUUUGUUUUCUUUUUUUUUCCAUGUGGAUAACCAGCCAUUCUAGUAACAUUUGUUGAAAAGGUUUCCCCUCUCCUAUGAAUUACAUGGCGCCUUUGCUGUAAAUCAGUUGAUUGCACAGGGAGGCGUCAUUUCUGGGCUCUGUUCUGUGUUGGUCUGUUUUUCCUCAUGCCAACAUCACACUGUCUUAAUUACCAGCAUUAAAAAUAAGUCAUGAAAUCA
Bubalus bubalis (water buffalo) is the source of this 6604-nucleotide messenger RNA. It is a transcript of the gene MRGPRG, whose product is annotated as MAS related GPR family member G. Gene Ontology annotation, biological process: G protein-coupled receptor signaling pathway. Gene Ontology annotation, cellular component: membrane. Gene Ontology annotation, molecular function: G protein-coupled receptor activity. The record is from RefSeq and is a predicted model, not a curated record. Lineage: Eukaryota; Metazoa; Chordata; Mammalia; Artiodactyla; Bovidae.